Molecule: messenger RNA, 563 nt
Organism: Neopelma chrysocephalum (saffron-crested tyrant-manakin)
Lineage: Eukaryota; Metazoa; Chordata; Aves; Passeriformes; Pipridae
Product: receptor tyrosine-protein kinase erbB-2-like
Exons: 4
Source: RefSeq, a predicted model, not a curated record
GUCCCCCCCCCCCCCAGUCUGCACCGGCACCGACAUGAAGCUGCUGCGACCCUCCAGCCCCGAGAGCCACUACGAGACCCUGCGGCACCUCUACCAGGGCUGCCAGGUGGUCCAGGGCAACCUGGAGCUCACCUACCUGCCCCCCGACGCCGACACCGCCUUCCUCAAGGACAUCAAGGAGGUGCAGGGGUACGUGCUGAUCGCGGAGAACCAGGUGAGGGGGCUGGAGCUGCAGAGCCUGCGCAUCAUCCGCGGGACGCAGCUCUUCCAGGACCGCUACGCCCUGGCCGUGGUGGGCAACGCCGGCCCCGCCGGCACCCCGGGGCUGCUCCAGCUCGGCAUGAGGCACCUCACAGAGAUCCUGAAGGGAGGGGUGCACAUCGAGAGGAACCCCCAGCUGUGCUUCCAGGAGACCAUCCUGUGGAGCGACAUCCUGCACCGGCACAACGAGUUCCGGGGCGAGAUCCGCGUGGAGAGCACCCGCAGCCGCAGCUGUCCCGACUGCCGGGCGCUGUGCUCUGAGGGGCACUGCUGGGGUGAGGGCCCACGGGACUGCCAGACCU